Molecule: messenger RNA, 524 nt
Organism: Peromyscus leucopus (white-footed mouse)
Lineage: Eukaryota; Metazoa; Chordata; Mammalia; Rodentia; Cricetidae
Gene: Snrpe
Product: small nuclear ribonucleoprotein polypeptide E
Exons: 5
Coding region: 82-360 (92 amino acids)
Biological process (GO): mRNA splicing, via spliceosome; spliceosomal snRNP assembly
Cellular component (GO): U1 snRNP; precatalytic spliceosome; U5 snRNP
Molecular function (GO): RNA binding
Source: RefSeq, a predicted model, not a curated record
CACUUCCGUUUCCAGGUCUUGCUUCCGGAAGUCGCUUCCCGAGGCGGUCUCUCUCGCUGUGUGGUCUUUGUGACUUCCACCAUGGCGUACCGCGGCCAGGGCCAGAAGGUGCAGAAGGUGAUGGUGCAGCCCAUCAACCUCAUCUUCAGAUACUUGCAAAAUAGGUCUCGGAUUCAGGUCUGGCUGUAUGAGCAAGUGAAUAUGCGGAUAGAGGGUUGUAUUAUUGGCUUUGAUGAGUACAUGAACCUCGUAUUAGAUGAUGCAGAAGAAAUUCACUCUAAAACAAAGUCACGGAAACAACUGGGUCGGAUCAUGCUGAAAGGAGACAAUAUUACUCUGCUCCAGAGUGUUUCCAACUAGAAACUGGCAAGCACUCGAGGAGAAGUUGAAGAGUUGAAGAGGACAUGUAGUGUUUUUAAAGGUGUCGCUGCUGGGAGCACAGUCCGAGAUUUAUUCAUGUUGUUUUAGUGGCCCUUAUGUUGUUAUCAGGUGACAAUAAAUGCUGUGAGGUUGUUUUUAUUACA